GACACCCACCUUAGUUCGCGUCCGGAGGUCGGAGGUGGAGGUCUUGGGUUCGGCUUUCGAGCGUGCUUUGGAAAAACCUCUUUUCGUGUUCAGCUUCGAAAGGAAGGCUUCCGCUGGUCCUUUCUUUUCGUCUUCGGUGAGGCGUCGACUUCCUGGGGUGUUUCCAGGAGCCGAGUUUCCGGGCGGGGAAACUUGUAGUCUUGGGUCGUCACGUCCCACUACGUGAACGCCAUGUGGCCCGGCUCGCAGCAGGACGAGUCCCCCUCGACGUCCCGGUCGGGGCAGUCCAGCCGCCUGUCUUCGGCGUCCAGGAGCCGAUCUUCUUCCCGAAGCUCUCAGUCCGGCUCCAGCGUCUCGAGCCGGGCGUCGUCGCGGAGUCGGCCCCGGCCGAGGAGCAGGUCCCGGUCCCGGAGGCGCCACCAGAGGAAGUACAGGCGCUACUCGCGCUCCUACUCGCGCAGCCGGUCGCGCUCUCGCGGCCGCCGCUACCGGGACAGGCGCUACGGAGCGCCCGGGAGGUCCCGCCGCUCGCCGCCGCGGCCCCGCUCCCGCAGCCGGUCCCGCUCGCGGGGACGCUCGUAUUACCGACGGGCCUACGCGCUGGCGCCGGGGCGGCGCUACUACGGCUUCGGCCGCACCUUGUACCCGGAGGAUCGCCGCAGUCGGAGGGGCUGGUCCAGGUCCAGGUCCAGGUCCAGGUCCAGGUCCAGGUCCAGGUCCAGGUCGCGAAGCCCCACCCCUUUUCGCCUGAGCGAGAAAGAUCGAAUGGAGCUGUUAGAAAUAGCAAAAGCCAAUGCAGCAAAAGCUUUAGGAACAGUCAACUUUGACUUACCGGCCAGUCUCAGAACUGUCCUUGCACCUAAAGAAACAAACCGCAGAACAGCCGUACCAAACAAUGGUGCAAAGUCUGAGCUGUCGGAAAAGCUAACAGAAGAUGGAACUAAAAAUCUCAAUGAAAAGUAUUGCCAGCAAAAGAGCAUAGCUUUUAGCUCUAAUAAUUCUGUAGCAAAGCCAAUGCUUCAGAAAUCAGCUAAAGCUACUGAAGAGACCUCUACAGGAUCUCCCAAAAUAAAUGAGAAAAAAAGUCCAUAUGGAUUGUGGGUACCUGUCUAAGAAAACUGAUUUAUAAGGUUGGCUGAAAUACACUUUGUUGCAAGUUUUUUUCCAAGCAUUAUUCCAUCUCUGAGAGUCAUUUAUGGUUGUUGCAAUUGCAAGUGAUACAGUAAUAUGUAAAUCCCUAAUAUUUAAAUAUUAACAUUUGAGAUUUCUCUUGUAGAUAAGAGAUAACACACAUGGACCAGAGGAUUCGUACAGGUGGGAGUUUUGUACAUAAUACUUGUAAAUGUUUUGUAUAAUACCAAUGUAAUGUAAAAGUGAAAUUUAUAAGAGAAACAGUAAUUGAACUGUUUAUAUUUGUUAAUAAAUUUUUUGUUUUUUUAA
Messenger RNA from Prionailurus viverrinus (fishing cat), 1440 nucleotides. RefSeq names its product arginine and serine rich protein 1 (gene RSRP1). The record is from RefSeq and is a predicted model, not a curated record. NCBI's taxonomy places the organism in Eukaryota, Metazoa, Chordata, Mammalia, Carnivora, Felidae. Bases 232 to 1113 code for a protein of 293 amino acids. The transcript has 5 exons.